Molecule: messenger RNA, 1849 nt
Organism: Sorghum bicolor (sorghum)
Lineage: Eukaryota; Viridiplantae; Streptophyta; Magnoliopsida; Poales; Poaceae
Product: indolin-2-one monooxygenase
Exons: 3
Coding region: 59-1678 (539 amino acids)
Molecular function (GO): iron ion binding; heme binding; oxidoreductase activity, acting on paired donors, with incorporation or reduction of molecular oxygen
Source: RefSeq, a predicted model, not a curated record
AUUGCCACAUAUGUCCACAGCUAGCAAAAAUACAUUUCUACUUUAGUACAAGUCCCGCAUGGCUCAAGUAGUUUUUGAUCAGCUCGCCUGCGACUCACCGACGGCAAAAGUUUUUCUCCUUGUGCUCCUCCCUCUCCUACUACUCUUCGUGCUGCUGCGCUGCUUCUUCACCACGGGGGCAGCGAGGAGUAGUCGAGGCAGAAAGAGCCUGCCUCCCUCCCCUCCUGCGCUGCCUCUGAUCGGGCAUGUCCACCUCGUCGGUGCGCUCCCGCACGUCUCGCUGCGGGCCCUCGUCGAGCGGCAUGGUGUCGAUGGCCUCCUGAUGCUCCGCCUAGGUGUGGUCCCAACUCUGGUGGCCUCCUCCGCGCGCGCUGCGCAGGCUGUCUUGCGCACGCACGAUCAGGUGUUCUCCUCCCGGCCGCGGUCCGUGUGUGGGGACGUGCUUCUGUACGGGCCGUCGGACAUCGCCAUGGCACCCUACGGCGAGCAGUGGCGUUUGGCGAAGAAGCUGUCCACCACGCACCUGCUUAGCGCCAAGAAGGUUCAGUCCUACCGCACUGCCCGUAAGGAAGAGGUGGAGCUAGUAAUCAACAAGAUCAUCCAUGGUGCGGCAGCAACACGCACGGUGGUGGACAUGAGCGAGCUGCUGAGCAAGUUCACCAAUGACAUAGUGUGCCGCGCCGUGGCAGGCCGGUCCUUCAGGGUGGAGGGCCGGGACAGGGUGUUCCGAGAGCUGAUCGACGAAGGCGCGGCCCUCGUGACCGGAUUCAACCUGGAGAACUUCUACCCUGCCCUCGCCAAGGCCGCGGGAGGCGUUCUCGUCUCGCCGGCGCGUCGCAAGGCUGAAAAGUUAAGGGAUACGUGGGACAUGCUUCUCGACAAGCUGAUCGACGAGCACGCGAGCGAGAUAGCUGCUGCUGCAACGCGUGUUGAGGAUGCUGGUGGUAGCGACCACGAGGAGUAUGACUUCAUACAUGUGUUGCUGUCCGUGCAGCACGAGUAUGGGCUCACCAGAGAAAGCAUCAAGGGUAUCUUGGAGGACAUGUUUGCAGCAGGCACGGACACAACGUACCUCAUCCUAGAAUUUGCCAUGGCUGAGCUCAUGCUACACCAAGAUAUUAUGGCCAAGCUACAGGAUGAGGUUAGGAGCACUAGACUCUGCCAAGAAGCCAUCAGUGAGGACAGUCUCUCCAGAAUGACUUAUCUGAAAGCUGUAAUCAAAGAAACGCUUCGUUUGCACCCACCGGCUCCGCUCCUCAUCCCGCAUCUCUCGUUAGAGGAUUGUGAUGUCGUUGACAACUUCAAAGUUCCUGCUGGCACGACUGUGCUCGUUAAUGUCUGGGCAAUCGGCCGGGACCCUCGGACGUGGGAUAAUGCGGAGGAGUUCAUGCCAGAGAGAUUCAUCCAUGAUGGAGAAAUCGGGGGAGUCGAUUUUAAAGGGAAGGACUUCCAGUAUCUGCCUUUUGGGUCAGGGAGAAGGAUGUGUCCAGGGAUGAACUUUGCAUUAGCCACCAUUGAGAUCAUGCUGGCAAAUCUUGUGUACCACUUUGAUUGGGAGCUGCCUAAAGGAGCAGAGAAGAUCGACAUGAGUGAAGUGUUCGGGUUGACAGCGAGGCGGAAAGAGAAGCUUCUCCUUGUCCCUAUCGCACGUGGUACGGUGUGCCCAUCAAAUGGGUAGGAAGAACUUACGUUUGAGUUCUGUUCCUUGCAGUGGUGGUUGCUUGAUGUGUACCUAAAAUGGACCUACUCGCUUUGUCGUUUUUCUUUGCAAUUAUGUGUCCGUACAUGUUCUGAUAUCUAUAUAUCAUAUUAAUGCAACAUCGACAAGUGAUAUUGCGUGUUCGAAUUC